Sorghum bicolor (sorghum) is the source of this 1393-nucleotide messenger RNA. Its product is annotated as vegetative cell wall protein gp1-like. Lineage: Eukaryota; Viridiplantae; Streptophyta; Magnoliopsida; Poales; Poaceae. The record is from RefSeq and is a predicted model, not a curated record. The transcript has a single exon. The coding region runs from base 182 to 1267 and encodes 361 amino acids.
CGUCACUGGAGCUCUCUCACUGCACUCCACGCUGCUCAGGUCGGGAAACACAGCACAGAGCGCGGGGCAACACCGCAGCAACAGGGAGGAACGAAAGCUUCUGCGCCGAUCGACCGAGAAGACAAGAGGGAGCCGGCCAGCCACCAGAAGGAGAACGAGUUCGGGAGGAGGGAGCGGACGGAUGGCAAUGGCUCUGCUCCCGCUACUGCUCUCGCUCCUCAUCGUCUCCUGCGCCGCGCAGUCGCCGGCCUCCUCGCCGUCCGCGUCCAAGGCUCCUCCGGUCGUCAGCGCCUCGGCGCCGCGGGCCUUUCUCGCGCCACCGACAAAGGCGGUCUCGGCACCGCAGGCCUCUGUAGCACCACCGACAACGGCGGUCUCGGCGCCGCAGGCCUCGGUCGCGGCACCGACAACGGCGGCCGCGGCACCGCAGGCCUCUGUAGCACCACCGACAACGGCGGUCUCGGCGCCGCAGGCCUCGGUCGCGGCACCGACAACGGCGGCCGCGGCGCCGCAGGCCUCUGCACAGCCGCCAACAACAACAGUUGCCGCGUCACCGACACAAGCAGCCUCCGCGCCUCAGGUCUCCGCCGUGGCGCCGACAACUGCAGCCUCCGCGCCGCAGGUCUCUGCCGCGGCGCCACAGGCCUCCGCCGCACCUCCUACCUUCGCCGCCGCGCCGCAGACCACAGCCGCCUCCCCACUGCUGGCUGCCACGUUGCCUCCUGCUUCCUCCCCGCCACUAGCUGCUACGGCACCUGUCUCUGCCACCCCUCCAGCCACGCUACCUCCCGUCUCAUCGCCUACCGUCGCCGUCGCCGCGCCAGCCCCGACGACUCCGGCUCCGGUCGCCGCCCCGCCCCUGGCAAUGUCACCAGCGGCGCUUCCUCCGGCCACGUUCCCUCCAGCAACGGCUCCGACGCCAUUUCUCGCUGCCCCGAUCCUGCCUCCCACCGCGCCACCGGUGGCUGCACCCGCGCCGGCCCCCGUGUCUCCGGCUCCGGCUCCAAGCGUCGCCCCGACCCCGUCGCCGACAGAAGCCCCGACGCCGUCGCCCACCGAGGCCCCAACCCCGUCGCCCACGCUGGCGCCGGAGCUGGCGCCUACGCUCGCGCCGUUCAGCUCGGUGUCGGUGAGCCCGUCGCUGGCGCCUGGCCCCGCGCUCGCUGCGGAGGAGGAGUCGGCCGCGCCGAGCUCGCGCACCGGCGUCGCCGCCGCCGCUCUGGUGUCGUCCUUGGUGGCCGCCGGGCUCAUCGUCGUCUUGUUUUAAGUAGAGCUGAGUUUACCGUUGUACGUCCGUACCGUUCCUCGCACGUUCUUGUCCUCCUGUUGUUGUUUUACAUUCUUGCUGUACAACACAUUGAUAAUUUAUUUCUUUCUAUUCAUGUAUGGAUGA